GACAGUGAUAUAAUCAGGUGUCGAUAAUUUCGUGACGUGUGCUUAUUUAAUUCCUGUACUGCCCUGGAUCACAAAAUUUAAGUAGUCUUUACUGAAUAUUAUUAAAAGAAAUUAUUAACUAUGGUCGUUUUGGAAGGAGAAAGUGGAGAUGCGCAAACUAUAACUGCGAACGAUGAAACUAAACAGGAUGCUAAAAUUCCGAAUUCCUUAUCAUUAGAAAUAUUUCGUAUAAUAAAGGAUGCCCAACAACAGCAUGGACUUCGUCACGGUGAUUACCAACGGUAUCGGGGUUACUGUUCACGUCGUAUUAGGCGUUUACGUAAAGUGCUCAAAAUACCUCAGGGUGACAGACGUCAUUAUCGCCGCCGUGAUGUGACCGCGACACACUUGACCGCUACGAAUGCUGAAAAUCGUUUACUCUGUGUGCCGUUAUUGCAAGCCGAACGAGCCUGGGCGCAUGCCAUGCAAUUGCGCCAAGAAGCCAACACUGAGCCGAGAAAGAAGUUCCAUCUUGUCUCGCGAUUGAAAAAGGCGUGCGCCCACGCCCAUAUGCUCUUACAACUUUGCGAGCAAAGCGGGUCGUGCGACGCGCGCACGCAGCUGGAGGCGGGCGCGUACGCGGCGUGGCUGAGCGGCGCGCUGCUGCUGGAGCUGCAGCAGUGGCGCCCCGCCGCCGAGAGCCUGCAGCGCGCGCAACUCGUGCUGGAGAAGCUCUCCGCCGCACUGCCCGAGGACGAGAGGCUCGUGUACAAGCAGAAAGUUGAUGAAUUGAAGCCAAGUCUCCGUUAUUGUGCGUACAACAUCGGCGACGAGUCCGCUGCUGGAGACCUCGUCGCUAUGCGUGGACAAGGGCUCAUUGAAAAUUUGGAUACACUCAUGGCUCAAGCUAAGGAGUCGCGCUCUGGAAUCAUGCACGAAGUGGAAUGGCGCGGCCGUCGCGUUACUGUUCGUCCGGAGAAAGUGCGACUCUUUCUUAUCGCAUUACAGGAUUUGGAAAAAUCCGUCGCGAGUGCACAAAAUACUCAAGCGAAGAUAGAUAUCCUCGAGAACAUACUCAUGGAUUGCAAAGACGCUAUAUCGGCUAUCAAGGACGAAAUAAAAAACGAUCCUAAACUAAAAUCGCCAUCGGAGUCGAAUCAAAUGUCGAGCAUUAAUUACUUGCUCUCGUAUUUGAUGUACUUACGUCUCGUUCGCACCAUUGAACGGAAUAAUUUGCUCGUUCAACAAGCUGAAGAAGCGCGUAAAAGCAACACUCCGAUCGAUGGGAAAAAGGUUCGCCCUCAGGACUUGACUAGGCUAUAUGAAAUUAUACUGCAAAAUUAUACCGAAUUACAGCAGCUUCCAGGCUUCGAGAACGAUACUGGCUAUCAAAAGGAAAUUGAGACAGAGUUAAAGGCUUAUAGAGCUUUCCGCUGCUAUUACAUCGCCCAGGUUCUGACAGGACUCAGACGUUUCAGGGAGGCACUUGCCAUGUUGGAACGCUGUGGGACGUAUACCAGCGAGUCGCUGGCUAGCAAACUACAAGACAAGUGGCUGGUGGAGAAAUUGAAAGCUUUGCAGAAGGAUAUCGAAAGCUGCAAAUUUGAAGUGCACGCUGACUCCGUGCUAGAAGACGACGAUGACGAUGAAGAAACAAAAUAUACGAGCGGGAAGUCGUACAAAGAUAAAAAGCCACUCGUUGACCGGCUGGACGACUACCGUGAAGAGACACAAAUGCUCACAAAGAAUCCUAAUAUAUUUAAAAUGCCUCCUCCGAUGGAAGCGGUUCCUUGCAAACCCCUGUUCUUCGACUUGGCGUGCAAUUUUAUCGAGUUUCCUAACCUAGACGACAAAACCGGUGCGGCAAAUAGCAAGAAACAAGGUGCUGGCAUUACGGGACUUGUUAAGGGAUUCCUGGGAUGGGGUAAAAGCGACAAAUAGUUAAAUGUAUUCAUGCAUAUAUUUAGAAUACAUUAUUAUUUACAAAA
This is a messenger RNA of Vanessa atalanta (red admiral), 1967 nucleotides long. RefSeq names its product signal recognition particle subunit SRP68 (gene Srp68). Gene Ontology annotation, biological process: SRP-dependent cotranslational protein targeting to membrane. The transcript is spliced from 6 exons. Gene Ontology annotation, cellular component: signal recognition particle, endoplasmic reticulum targeting. Lineage: Eukaryota; Metazoa; Arthropoda; Insecta; Lepidoptera; Nymphalidae. Gene Ontology annotation, molecular function: 7S RNA binding; signal recognition particle binding; endoplasmic reticulum signal sequence receptor activity. The coding region runs from base 121 to 1920 and encodes 599 amino acids. The record is from RefSeq and is a predicted model, not a curated record.